Molecule: messenger RNA, 258 nt
Organism: Rotaria socialis
Lineage: Eukaryota; Metazoa; Rotifera; Eurotatoria; Philodinida; Philodinidae
Source: the annotation of a GenBank genome assembly
AUGCAUAGGAAACGGAUAGUUGAUGGAAUUCGUGAGCAAUCCAUGGGACAAUUUAAGGAAGAUAAAAUGAAUGGGAAAGGUACAUUUUUCUAUGAUGACGAAAAUACGUAUGCAGAAGAUUGGGCCGACGGUCUCAAAGAAGGUGAAGGCGUUUUUACUUGGAAGAAUGGUGAUCGUCAUGAGAUGGAAUAUUCGCAAAAUAUGUUUCUACUGACGGAUAGUCCAAAAGGAAUAUGGUCAAAUGAUACAUUGAUUUGA